GUAUUUAAGGGGUUCAGAGGUUUCAUGGUUCAGUCUGAAUCGGGUCAGAAGUGCGAAGUUCUGUUUCAUGAACAGAACCAGAGUUCUGGGUCGUUUCUCCUGCAGGAAGUUGAGUCUGAGAGCAGAAGUGUUAUCAGCUGCUAUCGCCUCGCCGCGGCGCCGCUCAGGUAUAAAACGGCAGACCGGGAGGAGGGGACAGACACACGGACGACCCGGGCAGGAUGGAGAGAACCCAGGUGCUGGUUCUGGUCGUCAUGUUCCUGAGCUGCACUCAGGCUCAGGACACCACCUCCUCCAGCUACAGCUCCUCCACUGUCGUCAUGGCGACCACCCUCACCUCAACCAUCACAGGGACUAAUGCGACCCUCCAGUCUACGCUCAGCUGGUCGCCCCCCCCCUCGGAGACCGGUACGCCCCCCGGCGGCAGCAGCGACCCCACCAGGGCCCCACCCGCCUCCUCCACCCGCCCCCCCAGCACCGCCGCCCCUCAGACGGACGUCCAGCCGCUUGUGACGACCCGGAUCACGGCGGCUCCCAGCCAGAGCCCCCCUAGCAGUGACGGCCCCACCAGAGCCCCACCCGCCUCCUCCACCCGCCCCCCCAGCACCGCCGCCCCUCAGACGGACGUCCAGCCGCUUGUGACGACCCGGAUCACGGCGGCUCCCAGCCAGAGCCCCCCUAGCAGUGACGGCCCCCCCGGCGGCGGCAGCGACCCUAAAAGCACCCCACCCGCCUCCUCCACCCGCCCCCCCCAACACCGCCGCCCCCCAGACGGACCUCCAGCCGCUUGCGACGACCCGGAUCACGGCGGCUCCCAGCCGGAGCCCCCCAGGCAGCAGCGGCGGUACGACGCCCCUGACCUCUGCCCCCCCCACGGCGGGGUCGGGCUGCGUGUCUGCAGGCCGCAGGCUGCAGCAGCUGCUGCUGGCUGCGGCCUGCAUGCUGCUGCAGCGCGCCGCUCACACCUGAACCUGGACUUUCUCUGGGUUCAGCGGUGA
Messenger RNA from Xiphophorus hellerii (green swordtail), 998 nucleotides. RefSeq names its product classical arabinogalactan protein 9-like. Bases 222 to 998 code for a protein of 258 amino acids. The record is from RefSeq and is a predicted model, not a curated record. The transcript has 2 exons. NCBI's taxonomy places the organism in Eukaryota, Metazoa, Chordata, Actinopteri, Cyprinodontiformes, Poeciliidae.